ACGCCACAGGGUCUACUCCCGUUCUCUUAUCCGACCGACAUCCAUCGGAAACAAAUUUAUGUGGUCUGUGUUCGCAUCAUGUCAUGCGUGAAAACGUAAUAUUAUAAGUAUAUUUAAGUAAUUUGGUCGAGUAUAGUCCUAUUUGAGAGUGUAAUUAUUUGAAUUGUUUCGGACGGAUGUCGGACGGAGAACGGGAGUAGACCCCCAGGUUUGAGUUCAAAGUUCUGUACGACUUUUUAGCCUUGGACAUAAAACUACAUUUCGUACAUUUUAUCAGAGCUCUUUAGUAGAGUGCACAACUCAUCCACAAAACAAGUCAAGUCCGAAGGUUGAUCAACUUAAACUUAGAAUGUUUCCCUUAAGACGAGCAGUGUAUAGUGCCAGAUGCAUUCUUCCAAAUGUCCGCUACAUGUCGGGUCAAGGCCCCCUGGUCGACUUAACAGUAGACAAUGGAGGCAUAGCCACUCUGACAAUGCAGCGGCCACCAGUCAACAGCCUCAAUCUCGACCUGUUGCAGCAGAUGAGCAAGGCUCUUGAUGAUGUUGGCAAGAACAAGGCUAGAGCAAUGAUUUUGACAUCAUCAUCCCCAACAGUAUUCUCAGCUGGUCUAGACAUCAUGGAGAUGUAUAAACCGGACAUGCAGAGGGUUGAGCAGUUUUGGACCACUCUACAGGAAGUGUGGAUUAAGCUUUUUGGUUCAAAAUUCAUCACUGCUGCAGCUAUCAAUGGUCAUUCACCGGCAGGAGGUUGUUUGCUCGCGAUGUCCUGUGAAUACCGUGCCAUGGUCAAUGGUAAAUAUACCAUUGGCUUGAACGAGACUGCACUGGGCAUGGUUGCACCUACUUGGUUUAUGGACACUUUUAGAAAUACCAUAUCAGACAGGGAGUCAGAGAUUGCUCUUACUACAGCCAAGUUGUUUACAGUUGAUGAAGCUUUGAAGGUCGGUUUAAUUGACGUAACGGCCACCGACAAAGCAGACGCUGUAGAGAAAUGCAAAGAGUUUAUAAAGAAAUUCGACAGAAUACCGCCAUUUGCACGAGCAACAACAAAGCUUGUCUUAAGGGAGGUCCCACUAAAAAGAUUGAUAGAAAACAGGAAACAAGAUGUCGAGACCUUUUUAGGAUUUGUUAAAGACCCUAAAACACAGCAGGCUAUAGGAAUGUAUGUAGAGAGCUUAAAGAAAAAGGCAGGUCAAGAAAAAUAAUCAAUUGUAUGUGUAACAAAAACGUAUACUACUGUUUUUGACACUAGACUGCCUCUGAAACUUGAAAUAAUAACCACUAUCCAAGAUUAUCUAAGUCGUACUAUGUAUGUAAAUAAUAUCGUAUAAGAAAAGACACCAAUUAUAUACC
Messenger RNA from Hyposmocoma kahamanoa, 1352 nucleotides. RefSeq names its product enoyl-CoA delta isomerase 1, mitochondrial-like. The transcript has 5 exons. The coding region runs from base 350 to 1204 and encodes 284 amino acids. Gene Ontology annotation, molecular function: enoyl-CoA hydratase activity. Gene Ontology annotation, biological process: fatty acid beta-oxidation. Gene Ontology annotation, cellular component: mitochondrion. Lineage: Eukaryota; Metazoa; Arthropoda; Insecta; Lepidoptera; Cosmopterigidae. The record is from RefSeq and is a predicted model, not a curated record.